AUGCCGCGCGAAGACAUCGAGUUCAAAACGCAGGACGGCGUGACUCUACGGGGGUGGCUGUACACGCCGUCCGUGCCGGCACCUUCCAGCGGACUGCCGUGCAUCGUCAUGUGCCACGGCUUCGGCGCCGUGAAGGAGAUGGGCAUCGACGCGUUCGCCGAGCGCUUUACCACGCGCAUCCCCGUCUGCGCCCUCGUCUAUGACAACCGCAACCUCGGCGCCAGUGACGGCCUGCCCCGACAAGAAGUCAUCCCGGCCCUGCAGUGCUCCGAUUACAGUGAUGCCAUCACCUACGCGCAGUCCAGACCUGAGGUCGAUCCGAAACGAGUCGCCGUCUGGGGCACGAGCUACAGUGGUGCGCAUGUGCUUUCGGUGGCGGCGGUCGAUCGUCGAGUGAAAGCCGUCAUUAGCCAGGUCAUGGUCGCGGACGGGUGGGAUAAUUUUCACCGUCUCGUGCGCAACGACUUAGUCAAGGACAUGGAGGCCAUGUUUGAGAAAGGCAAACAGGGUCGUGCGAGGGGCGAGCCGCCCAUGACCAUUCAAAGCGUAUCGGCGAACCCCGACAAGGAGCUCUGCGUCCUGCCCACGCCCGACAGCUGGGAGUACGUGUCGACCUGGAUCAAGAAGCUCCCCAGCGUGGACGCCAAGAACGAGGUGACGGUGCGCAGUAUGGAAGCCUUCCGCGCGUACAACGCCUCGGGCUACAUCCACCACAUCUCCCCGACGCCGUUGCUCAUGGUCAUCGCCGACAAGGACGAGCUGACGCCCACGGAUAUCGCCAUCGAGGCGUACUCGCGAGCCCGCGAGCCCAAGGACAUCUUCAUCUUCCCCGGCGGGCACUAUGCGGGGUACUUUGGCGAGGCCUUUGACAAGAACACGGCCGUCCAGAUUGAGUUCUGGAAGAAGUGGUUGCUCGUAUAG
Fonsecaea erecta is the source of this 921-nucleotide messenger RNA. RefSeq lists its product as hypothetical. The transcript is spliced from 4 exons. Bases 1 to 921 code for a protein of 306 amino acids. Lineage: Eukaryota; Fungi; Ascomycota; Eurotiomycetes; Chaetothyriales; Herpotrichiellaceae. The record is from RefSeq and is a predicted model, not a curated record.